AUGUAUUUAUCCGUCAACAAAGAUCCGCCUCUCCCAACUGAGGCAGAGGCCGCGGCCGAGACAGCCAUGAUGCCAUCACCCUCGCUCAAUCCUCUCUCUCCCAGAGUCUCCAACGUCAGCUCAGCCGAUUCGAAUCGAAUGCUUACCGUGGAGGGCGCUCAGAAACAGCCUCCUCUCCCAGGGACCAUCAAAUGCACCGUCGCCUUGAAGCGUUUCAGUCGAUGGGCCAUCACUCCGACCGGCUUUCUGAUCACAGUAUACAUGCUGAAUGUGGUUGCCUGGGGCGGGAUGCUGUUCCUACUGAUGUGUAAUGCCGCGCCGGCCAUGUGCCAUCCCACAUGCGACGAUAUCAACUCGCCUCGUCGGAUCUGGAUCGAGAUCGACUCGCAGAUCCUCAACGGUCUUUUCUGCGUGACGGGGUUCGGCCUCGCUCCCUUCCGUCUCCGGGACCUCUACUGGUGGUGUUUCUGGCGGUUUGGCCGCACCCAGAGCCGUCGCAAUGACGCCCUCGCUCGAUUAGCUGCCGCCCAUGCAAAUUGGUUCCGACUGCCUCGGGCGGAUCUAGAGAGAGGUGAGACCGAGGCGGUGUUGACCCCCAUCCCUCCGAGCAAGGCCCCCAAGCCGCCGUUGACCGGCGUGUAUGCGCCUGCGACGGCGUCGUGGAAGAUGACGUUCGUCGUGCACAAUAUGAUCUGGAAUACGAUUCUGCAGGGCUGUCUGGCCGGGUGCAUGUGGGGCAUGAAUCGCCAUGUGCGCCCUCCCUGGACGACCGGUCUCUUCAUCGGCUUAGCCUGCGUCGUGGCGAUGGCCGCUGGCGGUAUGAUCAUGUGGGAAGGGAACCGGGUCGAUAAAAUCGAAGGGAAACCCAUAUCUGCAGAGGAAGUGGCGGCGAGGAGGAAAUUGGGCUUGUUGACUGAAGAGACGUGA
Molecule: messenger RNA, 927 nt
Organism: Aspergillus melleus
Lineage: Eukaryota; Fungi; Ascomycota; Eurotiomycetes; Eurotiales; Aspergillaceae
Product: DUF2985 domain-containing protein
Exons: 1
Coding region: 1-927 (308 amino acids)
Source: RefSeq, a predicted model, not a curated record